This is a messenger RNA of Hemicordylus capensis (graceful crag lizard), 3705 nucleotides long. RefSeq names its product trafficking regulator and scaffold protein tamalin (gene TAMALIN). Gene Ontology annotation, molecular function: protein binding. The record is from RefSeq and is a predicted model, not a curated record. Gene Ontology annotation, biological process: signal transduction. The coding region runs from base 67 to 1110 and encodes 347 amino acids. The transcript has 8 exons. NCBI's taxonomy places the organism in Eukaryota, Metazoa, Chordata, Lepidosauria, Squamata, Cordylidae. Gene Ontology annotation, cellular component: plasma membrane.
CUUCAGGAGUGCCUUAUAGCUUCGUUCGGCGCGGGCGCCCUUCUUUCCUUUCCUCGCGGCCCGGCCAUGACCCUGCGGAGACUCCGGCGGCUCCGGCCCGGGCAGCAGUUGCAAGAGGCGGCGGCGAGCUUGGCGGGUCCGGGCGCUCUCGGGGGCCGAGCGGCGGAGCUAGAAAGGGCCCUGGCGGCCUCGGGGGGCACCUUGCCCCGAGCCAGGAGGGGCUCCAGAUUCAAAUGGCAGUCUCUCAGCCAGUCACCCGAGCAGCACAGAAAGGUGAUCACACUAGAGAAGGAAGAGACUCAAGCCUUUGGCUUUGAGAUUCAGACCUAUGGGCUGCACCACCAGGACACGAAAAGUGUGGAGAUGCUCACCUUUGUUUGCCGUGUGCAUGACGGGAGCCCAGCCCAGGUAGCAGGCCUUAAACCUGGAGACACAAUCACGGGUGUUAAUGGGCUCAAUGUGGAGGGGAUCCGUCACCGUGAGAUUGUGGAGAUCAUCAAGGCAUCUGGCUGUGUGCUCAGGCUAGAGACCUUGUAUGGCACAUCGGUCCGGAGAGUGGAGCUUGAGGCCCGUUUGCAAUACCUCAAGCAAACACUCUAUGAGAAAUGGGGAGAGUAUCGGUCACUGAUGGUGCAGGAGCAACGCCUGGUCCAUGGGAUUGUGGCUAAAGACCCCAGCAUCUACGACACCUUGGAGUCUGUGCAUUCCUGCCUGUAUGGCACUGGGUUGGCACGAAGCUCCACAACCCUCGGAAUGCUCUUGCCAGGCGCUGAUAACACCUACAGCAGCGUGGGUUGUGUCCGCACAGCUACGGAGGAAAGUGAGGAUUCUGUUUACCAGACCUGCUUCUUUGACUCUGCCGACUCCCUGGAUGCCCUCUCCACAGCCGCCCAAUCCUCACAGCCCCGGCCGACACUCACCCGCAGCGCCAGCGUCAAAUGCACCAGCAGCAAUGGGGCUGCCCACUUCUGGGACAAGCCGUGUGACCAAAAGAACUCCGUGGCAGCCCCAAGGCCCAGGAAGAGCAAACACGGCAGCUUCCGCAAGAGACUGCUCAAGUUUAUCCCUGGGCUGAACCGUUCCCUGGAGGAAGAGGAGAGCCAGUUGUGAAGGGACACAUGUAGCUGGGGAAGUGGGGCAAGCCCAAAUGGGGAGCUGGACGAUCUCCCCUUUGGGAAAGUUGGCUAUUUAUUUUAUUUAUUGACCAGCAAGGUGAUUUAGGCACCCUUGAGGGUGAUUCAAAGGGCUCUGAUGUUAAACUUCCAAGAAGGCCUGAAUGCCAGUGUACUCCCUGUGCUUUCUGGGAUAAAGAAGGCAUGGAUCUGAUCCCAGGCCUCGGGGUUGCUAGGGCAGCUUGACUUUGGGAGGAAACAAACACGUAGGGGCAGGGUUCUGGGGUGAGAAGUCGGCGCUCUUCAAGGAAGCCAUUCUACAAGUAAGAAGCAAUGGGAGGGGGGCAUUUGGGGGGGGGGGUAGGAUUCCAAGAAAGGAAAUGUAGCAAAUUAGAAGGCCAAAGAAGCGCAAGUGAGCUGGCAUUCUUCGUUCCUGGGAGGAUAGUUCUGGAGCAGGACUUCUUUCAGGGAACACACGAAAGCUCUUCGUAAUACAACUGAGUUGUUGCUUGUUGCUGAGGGCUUAGGUCACUUCUGGAAAGGGAAGUGGAGUGUGUUGCUUCUGGCUCCUAACCAGCAGCAGUUGCGUUUGGGGAAAGAAAAUGCUACCCACAGUAAAAAAAAUUUUAAAAAUUGCAUGAGCAGAACACUUCUGCUUGCACAACAGGGGAGCGGUGUCUUUGAACAAUUUCCCCUUCCCUCUACACUCUGCCCCCACCCACCAAUAUGUUUCUGAGAGCUGAGAGGUUUUCAGUGAGCUUGCAGAGCUGCAGAGGGAAGGGGGGAAUGGCUGAAAAUCAUCCCUUCCCCCCCAUUCCACCAAUGGAAGUGGAUGACUCGGGCAGCUUUGACCCUGGCUGUUACACAAUCUUUGGGAGAGUUUGGCUGGCCUGGGAUUGUGAAUGGUGGGCUCAGUUUAAGGACAGGCUGGGUAUUAACAGAACUGGCACCUUGACCUGGGGCACAGGUUCUCAAACUUGGGUCCCCAGAUGCCGUUGGACUACAACUCCCAUCAUCCCCAGCCACAAUGCCCAAAGGCCAUUGUGGCUGGGGAUGAUGGGAGUUGUAGUCCAGCAGCAUCUGGGGACCCAAGUUUAAGAAUCCCUGACCUAGGGCAUGGUCACUCUUGCUUUGGGAUUCUGAAGGAGGUAGGAAGGGGCAGCUCUAGCCUAGGAUAAAAACAGCUUGUGGGGUUAGGGGUUAGCUUAAGGAAAAUAUACAGGGCUGGGGGGAGCUAUGAGGGCUUGGAAUGGGGCUAGGAGGACUUUCAGAACAUCUCCACACUUUAUGACUUCCCAGUGAGUCUUUUUAAGGUCCAGGACAUCAACGAUUAUGCCCCUCUGGGACAGCCUUUUCUCUUCCAGCGGCCUUUUGUUUGUUGCUUGAGAUGACUUUCUAAUAAUGAAAGAAACAAGAGAUCUGGCUGCAGUGUAUGGGAAUCCCCCCCACCCUCCAUGCUGUCCCCGAAUCGUGUGUGGUUAGGAUUUCUGACUGCUGAUCUCAAUCUGUAAUCUGCUCAGAGGAACGUUUUCAUCGGCCACAUCCUGCCUGUCUCGUCACCUCCAGGGGCUGGAUUCCAGCUCACUCCAGUAUUUAAAAAAGUCCAGAUGCUCUUAAACUUUUGUCUUACUAUUUAUAGAGCAGCUUUCGAAGGAGGGAAAGGGCUGUUUGUGCUGCGUGUCUUCGUGUCAUUGCUCACACAGCACUGCUUUCAAAGGCAUUCUGGCCACAAAAGUGGCAAUUUUUUUACUGAGGGCACCUCUACCCUCAAAACGUAAACUGAGUUGAUUUUGGUUUAACUGUUGGUCUUUCUCCAGGUCUGAAUGAGAAUGUUCAGUGAUCCAACCCUGUUUCUACCCUCUCCCAAUGAGCCCCUCCUUCUACCCUCUCCAUCAUUUCUCACAGUUCUUUGGGAGAAGAAUUCAUGGAAGUUAAGCUGGGUGAAAUUUGUAGUAUGGGCAUGCUCUGUUUUCAGCCUGCCCCAGACACCGAGCCCUGGAUUUUGUGUGGCUUGCUAAUAGUGUCUGGAUUGCCGCCCGUGGGGAAAACACCAUGUUGAGUUGAAAUCAUUAGAAAGAGCAUAAACUGAAUGAAAUCCUCCCUAAGAACUAGUGCAGAAGAAGGAUAAGGAGGUUUUUGGAAGGGGCACAGAGUAACCUUAGCAAAGUCUUAUGGGAUGAAGUUACUCCUGUCAAAGCUUUACUUCUGAUCACCCUGUUCAGGGCUUGUCUCUACAGGAAAGGCGCACGGGUGAGAGCAACCAAAGGGGAGGCUUUUUUAUACCAUUGUAGUUGAACUUUAUCUCAGGAAGUAGCUGCAGGAAGAGCGAGAAGGCUGAUGCAGCAUAGCGAGAAAGAACGGGGCAAAGAUUGCACAUGAAGAGAUGUGUCUCCAAAGAAGACACUCCACCCGCAAGUGAAAGCCAGGCCAGGAGUCGGGGUGGGUGGGUGUGGAGUUGGAAUUGCUGGGCGGCGUAGCUUACAUAUGCAUAAAAAUGUGACUAGAGGGAAGAGAGGCUGUUGUUUUGUACAGAUUUCCACACCAAUCUUUCAAAUGUUGAUUUUGGUUAUAUAGUAAAGAGGUUUUGCAUUCA